UGCCUGUCUGCUGCAAACUUUCCUUAUCUUCCGGUAGUCGGGACUCCUCCAGCGCACUAAGUCAACAGUUUUUUUUGGAGACGGGAGGCAAAUAGAAGAGGAAGGAGAAGUGGGGAAGGCAGGGAUAUUGCCGAAAGCUUAAGAGUGUCGCCCGUAGUGACGCGAGCCGUGUAGCGGCGGAGAAGUGGACUUUUAACAGCAGGAGAUUUUCUCAAUGUGGCUGAGCUGAGCCAGUUAGCCUGCACUGAGGGUUCAGUGGUCGAAAGGCACGAUGCCUCAGGCCGCCGACAUGAUCGACUUGAGCUUCCUCUCUGACUCUGAGCGCGAGCUGAUCCUGGAGGUGCUGCAUCGGGACGGGGAGCUGAGACAGGCUGAGGAGCAGCGUGUUCGGAGUUUGAAGACGGAGCUGUUGGAUGUGAAGAGGAAAGGGGCCAAACGUGGCAGUGGGAAAUACAGUCAGCGCAGUUGUGGUAGAUGCCUGGAGCCUCUGAGUCGCCUGACUGUUGUCUCCAGCCAGUGUAAGAUGUGCAAUCACUAUGUGUGCCGCAACUGCCGAACCGUCUUCCCCGAGGGAUCCUGGCUGUGCACCGUGUGUGUCAUAGAGUCGGACCUAAAGAAAAGGACAGGUGACUGGUUCUACGAUCAAAGGAUAAACCGUUUCUCCGCAAUGCCUGGACACGACCUCGUGAGAGUCUCCCUGAAAAAGAGACCUCAGGCAAAGAAGCGUGAGACGACAGGAGAAGUGCUGUUAAGAAGUACCGAAAUAAAUCCAGAUCCUCCCACUCCUGUGCCGCGGGUCAGGCAGAAAGAUGUGCUAAAAAAUAACAACGGUCAUUCAACUGAAAAUUUAGGAUCAAUUGCUUCAAGGGAGUCACUUGAAUCAAAGGAGGAAGUUAAGUUAGCGCGCAGUGACACCGAGUCUGCAGAAAACAACAGUAUAAGCAGCAGUAAAAGAGGCACCGAGUCUGGCCACGUGACCCCUGAGCAACCAAGGAGAGAGAGUCGGUCAGCUCAGUCCAGCCGAGCAGGGUCCACUGUUUCCAGUCCGACCACUCCAGUCAAAACAGAUAGUGCUGACAGCGCCGAAGUUGAAGCUAACACUGCCCCAGAAGUGAAACCGCCCCAUCCGAGCCCGGAGCUGGAUGUUGAGAGACUCUUCAAAAAGAGCGUCAGACGAGCCCCAAAACCUCCUGAGAGUGUAUCAACGAUAGACCUGAGUGACGGACAUGAGGCCUCGAUGGGCAGCAGGAGCCGCUCCGUACCAGGCCUAGACAUACAGGAAGAUGGAGAGGAGGAAGAGGAUAUUGACAGGUUGGUUAACUUUCAUAAAAGGACAAUGGCUUCGAGCACCUACAGUCUGCACAGCUCAAAGAGCACACUGGGCAGCCUGAUGAGUAUUUACAGUGAAACAGGAGAUUAUGACAGCGUGGAGGUGAGCGGAGAAAUUGUCUUCUCAAUAAGCUACGACGAUCACACCCAGAGCCUCCACAUCUUCAUCAAGGAGUGCCACGGGCUGGCCAACGGCGAUGCCUCGCGGCAGCUUUCUAACCCUUAUGUCAAAUGUUACCUUCUCCCUGAGAAAUCUCGCCAGAGCAAAAGGAAGACCAGCAUCAAGAGAAACACAGUCAACCCCGUCUACAGAGAAACGCUGAAGUACUCCAUCAACCGCUCUCAGCUGUUCACCCGCUCAGUGCUGAUAGCAGUCUGGCAUUAUGGUCGCUUCAGCCGCAACGCCUUUCUGGGAGAGGUGGAGGUCCCUCUGGACACCCGAGACCUCAACUCCCCGUACGAAGAGCACAUGGCUCUAAUGGCAAAGUCGGCCUCUGCUGUGUCGACUUCAGCUUUUGCUCAGUACAAAGGAGAGUUGGUGAUCUCCUUGAAGUAUGUCACACCUAAAAAGCCAACGAUUGAGAAAAUCAAAGGUAAAAAGGUGAUGGUUGAGGGAGCAGGAGAACUGCACGUCCUGAUUAAAGAGGCGAAGAAUUUGAUGGCGAUUAAACCAGGAGGCACCUCAGACAGCUUUGUGAAAGGGUACCUGUUUCCAACUAAGGCAAAGUCCACAAAGAGGAAGACUCCAGUAGUGAAGAAGAACCUGAACCCAAACUACGACCAUACGUUUGUGUACAAGGAGCUGGUUCUGGAGCAGCUGGGAGGGAUGUGUCUGGAGCUGACUGUGUGGGACCGAGAGGCCAUGUCGAGCAACGAAUUUCUGGGAGGAGUCCGUCUCAGCUCUGGAGAAGGCUCUGUAAAAAUAGGAAAAGAGGAAGUGGCGAUGGACUCAGUUGGAGAGGAAAUCAGUCUGUGGCAGAAGAUGAUGCAGUACCCCGACUCGUGGGCAGAGGGCACUCUUCCACUGCGCUCCACGAUGGUGAGGGGCAAAUGAGGACGCCACACAGGACGGGGCCUUCGAAAACAAUCCGCAGACUGAAAUUGAGAGAAGCUGCAAGUCUGAGACAAAUAUGAGAUAUCGACAGAGGUGAAUGAAUACAUCUGAUUGGCUGAACAUCACAUCUGCCUCCCUAUA
Molecule: messenger RNA, 2524 nt
Organism: Plectropomus leopardus (leopard coralgrouper)
Lineage: Eukaryota; Metazoa; Chordata; Actinopteri; Perciformes; Serranidae
Gene: sytl4
Product: synaptotagmin-like 4
Biological process (GO): exocytosis; intracellular protein transport
Cellular component (GO): plasma membrane; exocytic vesicle
Molecular function (GO): small GTPase binding; neurexin family protein binding
Source: RefSeq, a predicted model, not a curated record